This is a messenger RNA of Angiostrongylus costaricensis, 1656 nucleotides long. The record is from the annotation of a GenBank genome assembly. Lineage: Eukaryota; Metazoa; Nematoda; Chromadorea; Rhabditida; Metastrongylidae.
AUGUCCGAUCGCGACUCCGUGUCGCUGGCCAUCGCAUUGUACGGGUUUCUGCCUCGAACCAAGCGAAUAGAGGAAGCUGGACAUUCUUAUGAAUCUUCUGUUAUUAGAGACAAUAUUACACUAGGAAGGUGCACGUGGCCAGUUCUCGGGAAGUACGAAACUCAAGGUUCUUCUGAAAUCGAGGGUGAUGAUCGCUCCAUUUUGUUCGAUCCCGAUGAUGAGAACUACGAGGAAUACUUGACGAAACUUGAUCCAAACGACAUCAAGAAUCAAGAUCACUAUAAGGUUUUAGGACUAUCAAAGCUCCGCUUCAAGGCAACAGUAGCUGAAAUUAGGUCAUGCUAUCGCGGUAAGGUUCUAAAACACCAUCCCGACAAAAAAAAACACAGGGGAGAUCCAUUACCUGCUGGAGAGGACUACUUCACCUGCAUAACGAAGGCUUACGAACAGCUAGGAAUGUCGGAAGCGAAGCGACAGGCGUAUGACUCGGUAGAUCCCAUGUUUGACGACUUUAUACCUAGUGAAAAAUCAAUUAACAGCGAAAAUUUCUUCAGGGAGUUGGCUCCAGUGUUUGAGCGCAAUUCACGAUGGUCCACUAAACAGCCUGUGCCAUGCCUAGGCGAAAUCGAUUCCGAGAGGUCGGCUGUAGAGAUUUUUUACAAUUUUUGGUUUGAUUUCUCGUCUUGGAGAGAGUUUUCCUAUCUGGACGAAGAAGACAAGGAGAAAGGUGAAGAUCGAUAUGAGAGAAGGGAGCUAGAAAAAUUAAACAAGGCAGAAAGGGAACGGCGAAGGAAAGAAGAAGGUAAACGAAUUAGGAAACUUGUUGAAUUAGCCUAUUCCAAGGACCCUAGAAUAGCAAAGUUUAAAAAAGAUGACCAAGAGCUGAAGAAUAGAGCCAAAGAGGAGAGACAAAAGAAACAACGAGAAAAAACAGAAACCGAGGAAAGGAUAAAACGAGAGAAAGAGGAGGCGGAAAUGAAGGCAAAAGCUGAGCAAGAAAAGAUUGCUAAGGAAGAAAGAGAAAAUAGAAGGUUGGAGAAGGAAGCAGCAAGGAAAAUGGCGGCCAAGCAGCGUCGGCGAUUCAAAAAACUUGCGGAGGCUGCUGGUCACUGGUCAGACAAUGCUUCUGAGAAACUUAUCGAGAUGGAGCGCGUUGAGAGAGUAAGUUUGCUACUGUUUUAUCUAAUUUUGAUGUCUUACUGUUCUGUCCUCCCAACGGGUUACCGUCUCAUCGUGGCUAGGAGGUGCUCCCGGGUGUCGAAAACUUUGAUUCAGGCGUCAAACACGUAUCCGCCUGGAACUAUGGAUAGAUGGGUUGUCAUAGCCGAUUAUAUAAAUGAGCACCGUAAGAACAAGUCAACGCCUAUUAAAACUGAGAAGGAAGUUAUUAAGCGAUGUAAAGCUGUGCAAGCUAUGCAUGUGAAACUGCCUGCUACUAGUCAGAACCAUCUAGGAACAACUGUUCCAAACGAAGACACUUGGACCAUGACAGAACAAAAAUUACUGGAACAAGCUAUCAAAACGUACCCUGCAUCUGAUCCUGACCGUUGGGAUAAGAUUUCCACUGCUGUUGCAACAAAGACGAAGAGUGCUUGUAUUCGUCGCUUCAAAUAUCUCGUGCAGAUGGUUAAAAACAAGAAAAGUGAAGGCCUUUGA